AUGUCUGUUCCUCCGUCAGCCACAGACCAAGGAAACAUUCAUUGGUCUAGAGAAGAGACCAUGGUGUUGAUUGAUUUCUAUCGUCAGCACCCUUGUCUAUGGAAUGUUAAAGUGGACAUGUACAGGGAUAGGGACAAACGUGCAGCGGCACUGAGGCAGAUUACAGAGUACAUGAAUAGAAGCGACUACGUUACCACAAGUGAUGUGAAGAGAGAAAUUGAAUCACUUCGAAAUCAGCAUAGACGGGAACUAAGAAAGAUGCAAAAAUCAAAACAGUCUGGAGCUGAUGCUGAUAAUAUCCUGAAAGAGGCCCUCCACCACCUGCAGUCAUUAUCUUCCUCCGAAAAUAUUAUAAAUGAUGCAGACAGUGAUUUUGGUCAGGUUGUUGCUAACGAUCUUCGACAGAUGAGCGGUGAAAAUAAAAUACAUGCUCAGAAACUUAUUUAUGAGAUCCUUUAUCCGGGGAAACUAGGUAGGCUUUCCUCCUCAACGACUAUUAUGUAA
Homarus americanus (American lobster) is the source of this 504-nucleotide messenger RNA. RefSeq lists its product as uncharacterized. Lineage: Eukaryota; Metazoa; Arthropoda; Malacostraca; Decapoda; Nephropidae. The record is from RefSeq and is a predicted model, not a curated record.